AUGAUGCUCUUCUUUUGUUAUCAUAUGAUCGAAAUAAACGACACAUGCGCAGAAGAUCCUCCACAAGCGGACGCCUUCAGAAUGAUUCUGAUAGUGUUCAUCGGAACAAUUGUCUGUACAAUUGGCAUUGUCCUCAACAGUUUUCUACUUCUCUCCUUCCGUCGUCUGGAUGUUUUCCGUUCCAAUCUUCUCUAUUUAUUCCUUCUAGCAUGCCUCGAUAUUCUGGUUGAACUCUGUUUCAUGUUAAUCUUCCCUGCAUCACUUGUCUGGGACUACUUCCGAGUUGAAUUCCUCUACACAUGUUGGCACAUCUACAUAAAAUAUGUGUCAACUGUUGGUCAAGUACUGAUUGCUGCAUCCACACUUCUAAUCGUGGCUGCUUCAUUCGAGCGAUACAUCUGCUCCCAGCGAUCUUCGAUCCAAUUCUCACCUCAACGCAGAUUCCUUUUCAUUUCAAUCGUUUUCACAUGUGCACUUUUCAUGAAGGGAUCUGUAUUUUUCGAACUGGAACUUCAAUCUCUUCCACAUUGUCCGCCUUUCCAAAAUUUGAGAUUAGACCUAUCAGAAAUCACAAGAAGUGAAAGCUACAAAACGAUAUGGAUGUUUUGGUGUCGCUCCAUAUUCAAUGUGUUCCUUCCAUUUUUCCUUCUUCUAGUUCUUAAUUCUCUGACAAUAUCAAACCUCAACAAACUACACAACAACGGAUUUCAGUCGAUUCUCGUUGAGAAUCGUUGUCAGAGUGAUGCAACAGACGCUUUUAAACCCUCUCCUUCGCCUGAAAGUCUCUCCUGCCGACCACUUCUCGAACCUUCUGUCACGUCUUCUACCAUCAGCAGUGUUUCUUCUUCUGCUUCGAAUGAUCAAAUGCCAACUCUCCUCCGCCGGAAUUCAGAGGCGUGUGCAGCCCGUCGUCGGAAGCGUGAUGCGACACGCACAUUGGCGGCUCUAAUCACUAUCUAUCUGUUGACGAACACAUUAAACCUACUGAUAACCAUAAUGGAAUUCAUUAACCCCGAUGUGCUGGGUAGCCUAGGCGAAGGAUGGACGUACAAAUAUUUGGCCGACUUGUCGUCUGUUCUCACUAUCUCUUCAACUGCAUUUCGACUUCCAGUAUAUUUCCAUUGUAACCGAGACAUUCGAACACAGAUACGAGAUUUUGCUAGAAGUUGUUUUAUUGAUCAGAAUGAGAAGAAAAAAUUGGGGAAACUAACAAUGCCCAUCACAUCGUCCUCGACGGAAUCCGUCUUAUGA
Molecule: messenger RNA, 1251 nt
Organism: Caenorhabditis briggsae
Lineage: Eukaryota; Metazoa; Nematoda; Chromadorea; Rhabditida; Rhabditidae
Exons: 8
Coding region: 1-1251 (416 amino acids)
Cellular component (GO): membrane
Source: RefSeq, a predicted model, not a curated record